AUGACAGACCCCUCACCACGAUCCCCACCCGGUCCAAGCACCGAGCCCCAACCCCCCACAUCCUCAGAGCAGCAGAAGAAAGAAGCCCUCGCAGCCUUCACCGCAACCCUCCACUCCGUGGGCACAAAUCUCGAAGCGCCGCUCCGCGACCGCGCGGCCGUGAUUAACGAGAAUGCCCGCGCGCUCGCAAAACAGGAGGCCGAGCUCGCGGAGAGCGGGCAGAAACUCGCGAAGCAGAAUGCGCAGUGGGAGAAGAUUACGGAUGACACGCGCGCAGGGUUAAAGGAGAUUGGUGAUGUUCAGAACUGGGCGGAGAUGAUCGAGCGGGACUUGCAGGUUCUGGAGGAGAUGAUGGAUGGGGUGGAGGCGGAUCAGGAGGAGGAAGACCGGCGGGAGAGACAGGAGAGGGAGGAGAGGGCGAAUGCGAUGGAGGUGGAUGGACAUGAGCGUGCAAACGGGGAUGGGAUGAAUCAGGAUGUGGAUGGGAAGAAGACGAGUGGGAAGAGUUGGCUGCGCUGGUGGUGA
Molecule: messenger RNA, 525 nt
Organism: Penicillium chermesinum
Lineage: Eukaryota; Fungi; Ascomycota; Eurotiomycetes; Eurotiales; Aspergillaceae
Exons: 1
Coding region: 1-525 (174 amino acids)
Biological process (GO): endosomal transport
Cellular component (GO): BLOC-1 complex
Source: RefSeq, a predicted model, not a curated record